AUGCUAUCGCCAGCUAUGAUUUCCCUCCAGAAUCUACCCAACGAACUCAUAUACGAGAUUGCCUCUCAUCUCUGCAUCGCAGACCAGGCGUCCUUGCGCGCCACAAACACGAUCCUUCGACUCUGUGUCGAGCCCCUGUUUUGUAGGAAUAUAUAUAUUCCGACCAAUCGCUUGCGCUGGGAGAGGACUAGCGAAUUCUUCCGGGCUUUGAACGCGGGCAGCACUGGGUGGUCUCGAUAUGCCAAACGACUAACUAUUGCACGGGCAACAACGCCGAUUCCGACAUGCUCUGCUGCGUCGGCUAUAAUCGAGGAGUCGCCUGUAAAAGGACUGCUGCUCGCCAUCCACGCAUGUGCUCGUCGCAUCACCAGUAUAGUAUUCCGCAUCUCGCACGAUGACCCGGCAUGGCUCUACGAUACGGUCUGCGGCACGUUGCCAGCGUUCUCCGUGCUGGCCUCGUUCGAGCUUAUCCAGCCGGACUAUGUUGACCUUGCCCUACCCCGACUUUCAGGGCUGGUCGCGCUCAAACUGUCAUGCGCGACCGCCCAUCCCAAGCCGAAACUGUAUCUCACUGCUACCCUCCCAUUGCGCAUACUCCCCAUGCACCCUCCUGCAACCCCAUCCCAAGACAUUCUCAAUCAAGUUCCGGCUGAGGAUAUCAUUUGCCUCUCCCCCAACCUUCGCGUUCUCGAGCUCGUCGGGAUUCGUGACUGGGACCCCGUCUGGGACGCCCUGCUUCGCAGUCGCAUCGAGCUCAAAUCCGUGACGAUCAACCGACUCUCCGCCGCUGCCGUCGCAUACCUCAAGUCGUAUUCGGGACUGGAGGCCCUCGUCGUACAACCCAGCUGCGAGACUUCGGAGUCGACUUCGACGGAGAAGGCGGCUGGUAUGCGGGAGCUGGUCGCUGAAUUGAAGGAAGCAGUUCUUCCGCGACACAAAACAACGAUGAAGCUACUAGAUCUGAGCUCCUUUGAUACAUUAUAA
Messenger RNA from Mycena indigotica, 984 nucleotides. RefSeq lists its product as uncharacterized. The record is from RefSeq and is a predicted model, not a curated record. The transcript has 3 exons. Gene Ontology annotation, molecular function: protein binding. Bases 1 to 984 code for a protein of 327 amino acids. NCBI's taxonomy places the organism in Eukaryota, Fungi, Basidiomycota, Agaricomycetes, Agaricales, Mycenaceae.